AUGUGCGUGCCGGCGCCGGCGCCGCCGUCACAGCAGGAGCACCUGGUGCAGGACCUGUGCGGGUGCGCGGGCCACGUGGAGGCGGGCGCCAUCGAGCGGGCCGGCCGCUGCCUGGCGCGCGCCACCGGCCUCGCCGCCGCGGUGGGCGACGGCCCGCUGCGGCGCCUCGCCGUGCCCAUGGCCGACGCCCUGGCGCGCCGCCUCAUCCGCCUCAUGGUCCCGGCCGUCGCCGACGCGCUCAUCGACCCCUCCGACCACCUCGACCCGCGCUGCCUCCGCGCGGCGCGGCGCAGCUUCUUCGAGCUCAGCCCGUUCCCCAGGGCCGCCGUCGCCGUCGCCAACCGAGCCAUCCUUGAGGCCAUGGAGAACGAAAAGAAUGUCCACAUCAUCGACUUUGCGGGGCCUACCGCGCAGCCAUGCCAAUGGAUCAAGCUCCUACACGACUUCAACCGUCGCCCGGGAGGGCCGCCGCACCUGCGCCUCACCAUCGUCCACGACGACGGGGACCUCCUUGCCAACAUAUCAGAGCUGCUCACGGACGAGGCCGAGCAGCUGGACGUGCCACUCCAGGUGCACCGCGUGGUCGGCCAGAUCGAGGCACUGGAUUCCACCGACCUGCACGGCGUGCUCCGGCUGAGGUCCGGCGAGGCGCGCGCGGUCGUCUGCACGCUGCAGUUGCACCGCCUCCUCGCGGGCGCCGACGACCCGGCGGGCACCUUCAGCGCCGGCCACCGCUUCAACCAGACGGCGAGCGUCGCGCGGCUGCAGCAGAUGGCGUCCACCUCGUGCCCGCCGAGCGUGGGCGCGUGCGGUAGCCGUGGCGACUACGACGACAGCGACAGCAGCCCGGCCACGCCGAUGGGCUUCGUCUCGCCGCCGCUAUCUACGCCCCAGCUCCAGAUGCCGCCGGCGCUGGCGAGCUUCCUGUCGGCGGCGCGCGUGCUGUCGCCCGAGGUGGUGGUGGUCACGGAGCAGGAGGCCAGCCACGGCGGCGUCUCGUUCCGGAAGCGCUUCGGCGAGGCGCUGGGGUACUACGCCGCGGUGUACGACAGCCUGGACGCGGCCGCCGAGGCGUACCGCCGGCCCGCCACCGAGCGGGCGGAGGUGGAGCGCGCGGUGCUCGGGGAGGAGAUCCGGGACGUGCUGCUGCGCGAGGGCGCGCACCGGCGCGAGCGGCACGACCGGCUGCAGCGGUGGGCGGCGCGCAUGGAGCUGGGCGGGUUCAGGAGCGUGCCGCUGAGCUACGUCGCGAUGAGGCAGGGGAACGACGUGCUCCACAGGUGCGGCCUGAGCGGGUGUGCGGCGCUGGAGAGCAGCAGAGACCACGGCGGCUGCCUUCUCUUGUGCUGGAGCUCGUGGCCACUCUACUCGGUCUCGGCAUGGCGGCCGGACGGACGCUCAGGUGCUCCCGCUCCCGGUCCCGGGAGCUGCAGCUAA
Miscanthus lutarioriparius is the source of this 1437-nucleotide messenger RNA. The record is from the annotation of a GenBank genome assembly. NCBI's taxonomy places the organism in Eukaryota, Viridiplantae, Streptophyta, Magnoliopsida, Poales, Poaceae.